Messenger RNA from Bubalus bubalis (water buffalo), 3674 nucleotides. RefSeq names its product myosin binding protein C2 (gene MYBPC2). The transcript is spliced from 28 exons. The record is from RefSeq and is a predicted model, not a curated record. Gene Ontology annotation, molecular function: protein binding. The coding region runs from base 137 to 3562 and encodes 1141 amino acids. Lineage: Eukaryota; Metazoa; Chordata; Mammalia; Artiodactyla; Bovidae.
GCGUCUAUGCCUCCCGGAGCCUCCUGGGAGUCUCCCGACUCCUUAAAGGGCCCCCCCGCCCCGGGGGCCCACCUGUCCUCCCUAGGGCCCAUCGGGACACCGCUGCUGUCGGAGGAGCAGGAGGAGGUCCGACGACAUGCCUGAGGCAAAACCAGCGGCCAAAAAGGCCCCAGCGGGCAAAGAUGCUGCUGCCAAGCCGGCUCCCAAGGAAGCGACCCCUCAAGAGGCCCCUGCAGCGCCCCCUACAGAAGCCCCACCCGAAGACCAGUCUCCCACCGCGGAGGAGCCCACCGGCGUUUUCCUGAAGAAGCCAGACUCCGUGUCGGUGGAGACUGGAAAGGAUACUGUGAUCGUGGCCAAGUUGAAUGGCAAAGAGCUGCCGGCCAAACCAGCCGUCAAGUGGUUCAAGGGGAAGUGGUUGGAGCUGGGCACCAAGAGCGGUGCCCGAUUCUCCUUCAAGGAGUCCCACGACACCGCCACAAAUGUGUACACGUUGGAGCUGCACAUCAUGAAGGUGGUACUGGGGGACCGCGGGGAUUACCGCAUAGAGGUCAAAGCCAAGGACUUCUGUGACAGCUGCGGCUUCAACAUCGACGUGGAGGCACCCCGUCAGGACUCCGCUGGGCAGAGUCUAGAGAGCUUCAAGCGAUCGGGUGAAGCAAAGUCAGACACUGCGGGUGAGCUGGAUUUCAGCGGACUGUUGAAGAAGAGGCAGGUGGUUGAGGAGGAGAAGAAAAAGAAGAAAGAUGAUGAUGACCUCGGCAUCCCGCCAGAGAUUUGGGAGCUCCUGAAAGGGGCAAAGAAGAGCGAGUACGAGAGGAUCGCCUUCCAGUACGGCAUCACCGACCUCCGGGGCAUGCUGAAGCGGCUCAAGAAGGCCAAGGUCGAGGUCAAGAAGAGCGCAGCCUUCACAAAGAAGCUGGAUCCAGCCUACCAAGUGGACAGAGGCAACAAGAUCAAGCUGGUGGUAGAGAUCAGCGACCCAGACCUUCCCCUCAAGUGGUUCAAGAACGGCCAGGAAAUCAAACCAAGUAGCAAAUACGUGUUUGAGAACGUUGGUAAGAAGCGAAUCCUCACCAUCAACAAGUGCACGCUGGCAGACGAUGCUGCUUAUGAGGUCGCCGUCAAAGACGAGAAGUGUUUCACCGAGCUCUUCGUCAAAGAACCCCCAGUCUUGAUUGUCACACCCCUGGAGGACCAGCAGGUGUUUGUUGGAGAUCGGGUAGAAAUGGCAGUGGAAGUGUCAGAAGAGGGUGCCCAAGUCAUGUGGCUGAAAGACGGCGUGGAACUGACUCGGGAGGAUUCCUUCAAGUCCAGGUACCGCCUCAAGAAGGAUGGGAAGCGUCACAUCCUCAUCUACUCGGAAGUGACCAUGGAGGAUAAGGGGCACUACCAGGUCAUGACCAACGGCGGCCAGUGUGAGGCGGAGCUCAUCGUGGAAGAGAAACAGCUGGAAGUCCUGCAGGACAUUGCGGACCUGACGGUGAAGGCCUCGGAACAGGCCGUGUUCAAGUGUGAGGUGUCCGAUGAGAAGGUCACGGGCAAGUGGUACAAGAACGGGGUGGAGGUGCGGCCCAGCAAACGGAUCACCAUCUCCCACACGGGGAGGUUCCACAAGCUGGUGAUUGAUGACGUCCGGCCCGAGGAUGAGGGAGACUACAUGUUUGUGCCCGAUGGCUAUGCCCUGUCCCUCUCGGCCAAGCUCAACUUCCUGGAAAUCAAGGUGGAGUACGUCCCCAAGCAAGAGCCACCCAAAAUCCACCUGGACUGCUCUGGGCAGACCUCGGAAAAUGCUAUCGUGGUCGUGGCAGGAAACAAGCUGAGGCUGGACGUGUCCAUCACCGGGGAGCCCCGGCCUGUUGCCACCUGGAUGAAGGAGGAUGAGGUAUUCACGGGCACCGAGGGCAGGGUCCGCAUCGAGCAGCGAGGCGACAUCAGCAGCUUCGUGAUCGAGAGCGCGGAGCGAGGCGACGAGGGUCGCUACACCAUCAAGGUCACCAAUCCCGCGGGCGAGGACGUGGCCUCCAUCUUACUGAAGGUUGUGGAUGUCCCAGACCCCCCGGAGGCAGUGCGAGUCACGUCGGUUGGAGAGGACUGGGCUGUCCUGGUCUGGGAGCCCCCCAAGUACGACGGGGGACGGCCGGUCACUGGAUACCUCCUGGAGCGGAAGAAGAAGGGCUCCCAGCGCUGGAUGAAGCUGAACUUCGAGGUCUUCACGGAGACCACCUACGAGUCCACCAACAUGAUCGAGGGCAUCCUCUACGAGAUGCGAGUCUUUGCCGUCAACGCCAUCGGGGUCUCCCAGCCCAGCAUGAACACCAAGCCCUUCAUGCCUAUUGCGCCCACGAGUGAACCGCAGCACCUGACUGUGGAGGACGUGACCGACACCACCACCACCCUCAAGUGGCGGCCCCCAAAUAAGAUCGGGGCGGGCGGCAUCGAUGGGUACCUGAUCGAGUACUGCGUGGAGGGCUCUGACGAGUGGAUCCCUGCUAACACGGAACCCGUGGAGCGCUGCGGCUUCACCGUGAAGAAUCUCCCCACAGGAGCCAAAAUCACCUUCCGCGUGGUAGGGGUCAACAUCGCGGGCCGCAGCCAGCCGGCCACCCUGGCCCAGCCGGUCACCAUCCGGGAGAUUGUGGAGCAACCCAAAAUCCGGCUACCCCGCCACCUCCGCCAGACUUAUGUCCGCAAAGUCGGGGAGCAUCUCAACCUGGUCAUCCCCUUCCAGGGAAAGCCGCGGCCGCAGGUGGUGUGGACCAAAGGCGGGGCGCCCAUAGACACCUCGCACGUGCACGUGCGCACCAGCGACUUCGACACGGUGUUCUUCGUGCGCCAGGCGGCCCGCUCCGACUCCGGGGAGUACGAGCUCACGGUGCACAUCGAGAAUAUGAAGGACACGGCCACUAUCCGCAUCCGGGUUGUGGAAAAGGCAGGGCCCCCGCAGAAUGUGAUGGUGAAGGAGGUGUGGGGUACCAACGCGCUGGUGGAGUGGCAGCCCCCCAAGGAUGACGGCAACAGUGAGAUCACCGGGUAUUUCGUCCAAAAAGCCGACAAGAAAACCAUGGAGUGGUUCACAGUUUAUGAGCGCAACCGGCACACCUCCUGCACCGUGUCCGAUCUCAUCAUGGGCAACGAGUACUAUUUCCGAGUUUACAGCGAAAACGUCUGUGGGCUCAGCGACAUGCCUGGCGUGUCCAAGAACACAGCCCGGAUCGUCAAGACAGGUAUGAACCUCAAGUUGCCCAAGUACAAGGAGCACGACUUCCGAACUCCCCCCAUGUUCCUGACGCCUCUACCUGACCGGGUGGUGGUGGCUGGUUACGCUGCGGCUCUCAACUGUGCCGUGAGAGGCCACCCGAAGCCCAAGGUGGUCUGGAUGAAGAACAAGAUGGAGAUCCGCGAAGAUCCCAAGUUCCUGAUGACCAACCACCAGGGGGUCCUGACGCUGAACAUCCGCCGCCCGUCCCCCUUUGACUCGGGGACUUACUCGUGUCGGGCUGUCAACGAGCUGGGGGAGGCCCUGGCCGAGUGCAAGCUGGAAGUCCGAGUGCCACAGUGAAGCUCUGUCCUCCACCUAACAAGAUGACUGACUGGCUGCUGAGCCCUAACCCAGACCUCUCUGGACACAUUUCCCUUUCCCGAAUUAUAAGUGAGAAGUAGUCUUGUCUUGA